AGUCCUGCAAUAUUUUAAGAAUAAAUAUUAUGAUGGUCCGUCUCUGAGAGAGAGACACGUGGGGACACACCAUAAAUCAACUCCUGAAACUACAAAAAGAGGUUCGAAAAGUUGAUGAGCAUGCGACGUGGAUUUCAUAUACAGAAAAAUGAUGAAGAAGGAAUAAGAAGCAUAUUAAUUAAUUCAGUUACAGCAUUUCAUUUUGAUUUUGAUCCUUCUCCGAAUCUCACUCUCUUCCAAUUCAUAUUCGCGCCAACUCUACCGAACGAAAAUGGCGGAAUCCACUUUCAAUUUCCUCCACAAUUUCGAAUCAUACAGGGAUUCUUAUGGAUUUACAUUAAGGCCUCAAUUCGCACAAAGAUAUAGAGAGUAUUCCUUAAUCUACAAGGAAGAGGAAGAUGAAAGAUCAGAUAAAUGGAGAAGUUUCAUUGAACAGGUAGACAAAUCCUCUCAAACAAGUUCUUCUGAGAACGAACAUAAAGAAACAUUGAAAGCUGAAAGUAGCGAGGUAAAAGAAGAGGGAUCUCCUCAUAGGGUAAGUAACGGGGAUGAUUCAAGUAGCAAGGUUUCUUCCGAAAGUCCAAAGGUAGAAGAGACAAAUGCAGACAUAAUUAGUGAAGCAAAUGAUUCAAGUAAGAGGAAUUCUACUGAAGUUAAUGAGAUAGUAGAAGAGACAAUUCCAAAUAGAGUUAACAAAGAAGGUGACUCAAGUAGAAGUACUUCUUCUGAAGAAACCGAGAUAAAAGAAGUUACUAAUCCUGGGAGGGCCACUGAAGGGGAUGAUUCAAGUAACAGAAAAUCUUUUUCUGAUUGUUCUACAGCAAAUAAUUCUGCAAAGGAACUACACCAUUCGGAAGAAAGAAAGACCCGUAAGGUUCAACGCUGGUCUAAAAUUAGACCAUCUCUUAGUGCCAUUGAAGAAAUAUUGAGCUCUCGUGUCAAGAAAGGAAAGAAUCUGAAAGUUGAGAAGAUAAACGGUAGUCGUGACCACCUUCCAUCUAUAGAAGAAUCAGAACCUGUAGAAGGGGCUCCUAAGGAAGAUAUUCAGAGAGAGGUCUGCACUAAUGAGACACUAGAUGGUGGUAACAGCCCAAGGGAAGAAAAUGAUUUAACGAAUCAAAUCUUGCCAGAACUUUUUUCUCCGUGGAAGGAACUGGAGUUUCUUGUUCAGGGAGGAGUCCCAAAGGAUCUUAGAGGAGAGGUAUGGCAAGCCUUUGUAGGUGUGAACACACGACGGGUGGAGAGUUAUUAUGAUGAUCUGUUAGCUCAAGAAACUAACAGUUGUGAAGGCCAGGAGCAAGAUGUUCUAUCUGCUGCAGAAGGGAAAUGCAGAAAGCAGAUUGAGAAGGACAUACCGCGAACUUUCCCAGGUCACCCUGCUUUGGACGAAAACGGCAGAAAUUCCUUGAGGCGUUUACUACUAGCAUAUGCUCGACAUAACCCCUCUGUUGGGUACUGUCAGGCAAUGAAUUUCUUUGCUGGUUUAUUGUUGCUUCUUAUGCCAGAAGAAAAUGCCUUUUGGACAUUCGUUAGAAUUAUUGAUGAUUAUUUUGAAGGCUACUAUACGGAAGAAAUGAUAGAAUCCCAGGUGGACCAGCUCGUUUUUGAGGAAUUGAUGCGUGAAAGAUUUCCUAAACUUGUUAAUCAUCUAGAUUACUUGGGAGUGCAGGUGGCAUGGAUAUCUGCGCCGUGGUUUCUAUCAAUCUUUAUGAACAUGAUUCCAUGGGAAAGUGUUAUUCGAGUUUGGGAUGUUCUGCUAUUUGAAGGGAACCGUGUUAUGCUAUUUCGAACAGCGCUGGCUCUAAUGGAAUUAUAUGGUCCUGCAUUAGUUACUACAACAGAUGCAGGUGAUGCAAUUACUCUAUUGCAAUCACUUGCUGGCUCAACAUUUGAUAGCAGCCAGCUUGUCCUUACUGCUUGUAUGGGUUACCUAGCUGUGACUGAGGCAAGAUUGCAGGAACUGAGGAAAAAACACCGACCGUCUGUUUUAGAUAUUAUAGAAGAAAGGUCAAAGAAAGGACGAGUUUUUAAAGAUUCCAAAGGGCUUGCAUCUAAGUUGUAUAGUUUCAAGCAUGACCCAGGGUCACUGGUAGAAGAAAAAAAACCUAAUGACAAUGGUGAUAUGGUAGCUGAUAAGAAUGUGCAGUUGGACUUGGAGUCACAUUCAUCUAACAUAGAUGAAUUGCUCAAUAGCCUCAAUAUUGAUGCCAAAGUGGACUCCCUACCAGAUGCCCAUGAACAGGUGGUUUGGUUGAAGGUUGAGCUAUGCAGAUUGCUGGAGGAGAAAAGAUCUGCCAUACUCAGAGCCGAGGAACUAGAAACAGCUCUAAUGGAAAAGGUGAAGGAAGAUAAUCGUCUGCAGUUGAGUGCAAGGAUUGAGCAGUUGGAGCAGGAGGUAGCUGUGUUACAACAAGCCCUUACCGAUAAGAAGGAACAAGAAGCUGCCAUGCUGCAGGUCCUAAUCCGGCUAGAGCAGGACCAAAAAGUUACUGAAGAUGCCCGCAGAAGAGCAGAGCAAGACCUUGCAGCUCAGAAAUUGGAAGUUCACAUGCUCCAGGAAAAGUAUGAGAAGGCCAUGGUAUCAAUUGCUGAGAUGCAGAAGCGAGUUAAAAUGGCAGAAAGUAUGUUGGAGGCUACCCUUCAGUAUGAAUCUGGUCAAUCUAAAGCACUAUCUUCUCCAAGGGCUGGUCGUGUUGAAAAUCCUCCACGCAAGGGUCUUCUAAGUUUUGGACUUGGUUGGCGUGAUAGAUACAGGGGAAAACCUAACACCGAGGAAUCUAGCGAGAGUCCGCGUGACAAUGCCACUCCAAGAAAAGAAUCCAAUAAGGAAGAACAGGAUAAAUAGAGCAUGCAGGGAAGUGGCGCACGAACCCACAACUCAGUUCUUUCCUGCCAACUGUUAAGUUGUUGCUUAUUCCUGAUUAUCACUUCUCCAUUUUCAUUGUUAAUUCCCCUCCUUUCUUCAUAGUCCAUUGUAUUCUGCUAAACUAAAAUCCGAUGUAAGGAAUUGUUUGAUGUAUUGAUAGAUCAUUUAGGUGUAGAAUACCAUUGUUCCAAUAAAUGUACAUGCUAAAUAUAGUAGAAAAAAUAGAUGAAAUUAUGUACUAACUGAAAGAGACGAAAUUUUGUACUAACUGAAAGAAGAAAAAAACUGAUCUUGGUUAACAAGGACUAUUCUUUAUCCAUA
Molecule: messenger RNA, 3187 nt
Organism: Medicago truncatula (barrel medic)
Lineage: Eukaryota; Viridiplantae; Streptophyta; Magnoliopsida; Fabales; Fabaceae
Product: ecotropic viral integration site 5 protein homolog
Exons: 18
Coding region: 272-2845 (857 amino acids)
Biological process (GO): regulation of GTPase activity
Molecular function (GO): small GTPase binding; GTPase activator activity
Source: RefSeq, a predicted model, not a curated record